Molecule: messenger RNA, 1932 nt
Organism: Colletotrichum truncatum
Lineage: Eukaryota; Fungi; Ascomycota; Sordariomycetes; Glomerellales; Glomerellaceae
Product: transcriptional regulatory protein C56F2.05c
Biological process (GO): regulation of DNA-templated transcription
Molecular function (GO): zinc ion binding; DNA-binding transcription factor activity, RNA polymerase II-specific
Source: RefSeq, a predicted model, not a curated record
AUGGCGAGCAUGUCGCCCGCAAGCGUCGUCACCGGCGGCUCCGCGGCCACCUCAAACCAGGGCAGCGUUUCGCCCCGGCAGACGGUGUCGCCCAAGAACGUCGCAUUUGAACUUCUCUUCACCGAGUCACCGCAAUAUCGUGCGCGACUGCCCAUGCGGGUUCAGAUCUACCCUCACGACACCACUGACUCUAUCGUCACCACUGUCAAGAAUUUUUACGGUUUGUACUCGGGGCCGACCGGUUCAAAGGGCGUCAGUUUCGAGGACGAAAAUGGCAUAACCCUCAUCGCCCGCUACGAGAACUUCCGCAACAACAUGGUUGUCUAUGUCAGAGUCAUCGAGGAACCUCCUUCUGCCCCUAGCCCCUUUGUGGCCCCCAUCUACCAACAUCCCCCCGUCGGCGCUCAGCCAUACUACAGCAGUGACGGAUACCCGCUUCAGCCCCCCCCUCGCUUCGGCCACGAGAUCUCCAGACCCUCAUCGAGGACAUCUCGGAAACGCAGUCCUUCUCCUAAUGCUAGCCGCGGCAGACGUAGCGGGUCUGCCAACACCAACCCCAAGAAGGGCCGUUCCCGCUCUUCCAAGAACCGGGACACGGGCGCCAAUGGCCACGCCGACAUUUACAGCGAUAGCGUCAACGGCUACAGCAGCGGCGAUGGCGCCCCCGGCUCCAGCUCUGGCAGAGCCAAGGAGCAGAUUGGCAAUACCGAAAUCAGUGUCGAAAACAUCGUAGAGGGAGGCCGCCGCAAGCGAGCCAAAUUCGAGAGCUCUGAGCUUCCCCUGUUCGCGCCUCCACAGAUGCCGGCGGCUACGUCAAACCCAUCCGUGUCUCCUGCCCGCCGCACUGAACCCCAGCGACCCUCGCUGCCUUUCGUACAGCCCGGCCAUAACCCCUUCACGAAUCCCAUGCCUCUUCAAUCUCCCCAGAGCCACAACAAUGGAUACGGGCAUGGUGGAUAUUAUGCGACGCCAUCCUCUGAGCGUCACGCUCGCGGCAGCAUUGGCUACCCCGGGCAAGGCGGCAACUAUGGCAGUAUGGGCGGUAUCCUCCCUACUCCGGAUCCUACUGUUGGCAGCUGCAUGUCGGAAGAGGACAAGGACGUGGCUAUUCAGCUUAUGCGUCUGGGUGAAAUGUCCAACAUUUCUCACGGUCGCACGUCUGCCUCUACUCUUGACGACACUUUUAGCGGUCGCGCCGAUGCUGCUUCGUCUACUGGAGCCACUAGCGACGGCGAAAGCGAGAGUGAAGAAGAAAGCCCAGCUGCCCGGCACCAGAAGCUGGAUGCCGCUGGCAUCAUGCGCAAGAUUUACCAGACCACCGAGAGCCACUUCAUCCCCCAGCCAAGCAUUGAGCCUGCCGGUGACGAUGCCGAGAUGGAGGAAUCUGUCGAAGGCGUGACCAACGGCGAGCGCAAGCCUGAGGUUUUGAAGAACAAGACCAACCUCCCCGACGCCCGACCAAAGACGCAAUUGCCGGGCUCCAAGGCCAAGACCAAGGUCAGCAAGGUUCCUCGUCCGUCAAUUCCUAAGCCGAAGAAGGCCCCUGUCACUGCCAACGGCCCUAUGUCGCCGGCAUCUCUCCCUCCUUCUCGCAAGCCGUCAAUCACUUCCGCCGCGGCCGUGCCCGGUGCUCCUGGCGAGGAGGAGCAGUUGGACCUGUCGGCCAAGCCUCGUUGCCAGCGGUGCCGCAAGAGCAAGAAGGGCUGUGAUAGGCAGCGACCUUGUGGGCGAUGUCGCGACGCUGGUCUCAGCGCCGACCAGUGCAUCAGCGAAGACGAAGGCAAUGGCCGCAAGGGCCGCUAUGGCCGACACAUGGGAGUGCCCAUCAAGAAGGAAGACAUUGCCAAUCCUACGCAGCCUAUUCUCCUUCCAGCUGCACCCAUUGCCACAACGGCUGGAGUGGCCGACAAGAACAAGAAGAGGAAACGGUAG